GUGGUUGGUAGCGAUUUCAUCGACACCCACCUGGUGCCACUGGUCGCGCGGAUGGCCAACGACCCGGUCCCCAACGUGCGCUUCAACGCCGCCAAGACGAUCAAGGCCAUGCACGAGGUUUGCAUGUGGAGGCCGCAAAACUUCAAUGACAAGCUCGUGCCUUGUCUCUACAAGAUGCUUGCCGACGAG
This is a messenger RNA of Symbiodinium necroappetens, 189 nucleotides long. The record is from the annotation of a GenBank genome assembly. Lineage: Eukaryota; Dinophyceae; Suessiales; Symbiodiniaceae.